AUGGCGAGUCAACCAGGGUUAUGGAAGAAGCGCGUACUCAUACCGUUCUGGUGUCUGCGUAUCUGCAUCAUGAUAUUCCUGAUAGGGAUUUACGCCAUUGCCCUUCACGCAGUCAAUAGUGUUGGAGAGUUUGUGAAACCAGUUAUCGCGAGCAUUGUAGUCUUCCUCCUAUUCAUCGUCAUUUGUCUUCUUAUCGAUAUCCUCGCCAUUGUGCUUUUCUUGCGCGACGCCUUGAAACCCGGGACAUUCCUGAUCAUGAACUGCUUUCAGACUGGUUUUUUCGGGGGCGUUUUGAUCAUGGAUCUUGUGGCUGUCGCGAGAGGAACGAGCUCAGAAGGCAUCGGGGGUAGCAUCUUCGUCUUCCUCACAUUCGUCGGUCUCCUCAUCUACUCUGCCGUCGGCUACCACCGCGCGAAAAAGCAAGCUCAACGAGGCAACUACGCUGUAGCGUACAAUCCCACCGUACCUACCGCAUAUGCACCGCCGCACUUAGACGCCCCGCCAUAUCAACUGCACACUGCAUAUCAUUCGCAGACGGCCGCGCCUGUCGAGCUUCAAAACAGCCACUAUCUGCCACCAUACCAAGCACACGGCGCAACGACCGAUUCCUACAAUCAGGGGCAGAUGAAGCCAGCGCAUAUAUAG
This is a messenger RNA of Ascochyta rabiei, 645 nucleotides long. RefSeq lists its product as uncharacterized. Lineage: Eukaryota; Fungi; Ascomycota; Dothideomycetes; Pleosporales; Didymellaceae. The record is from RefSeq and is a predicted model, not a curated record. Bases 1 to 645 code for a protein of 214 amino acids. The transcript is spliced from 3 exons.